Molecule: messenger RNA, 1777 nt
Organism: Oncorhynchus mykiss (rainbow trout)
Lineage: Eukaryota; Metazoa; Chordata; Actinopteri; Salmoniformes; Salmonidae
Source: RefSeq, a predicted model, not a curated record
AAACUAUCCGCUUCAGUACGAAAUGAAGACGGGACAGCCAGGGUCCUGUAUGAGGUGUUAAUGUGAUCUCAUUGAAUUACAUAUUCUGGGGGUGAUGUCUCAGGUGCGCGUGCACUCUCCACUGGAAUUGUAUUUCUUGAGCAUAUCAUGGCGAUACGAGGCAUUAUCCUGGUGUGUUCCGUCUUAUUGUCCGCAGCCCUUGUCGUGGAGAACAUUCCCUACACAUGUCAAGAGGGUACAAUCACACUUGAAGCACCAUUUGGAGCAAUGGAUCCCCAUUGUGAACAGAGCUGGACCACUGGCAAAAAGCCCAUUGCCUACUACAAAAAUGGCAAAGGUGAAUGCAGGUUUCCAUGCAAGCACGUGUUCUCUGGCAAAGUCAUCCUCCGAGAAUGUCCCGAUGUCAUAUUAACUACUGGUUGCACCACCAAAGAUGGGGUAUAUGAAGAGACCAGGCUACACUUCUCAGUGAUAACCAGACCAACUGUCUCUAUGACAACCACUAACACUGCAAACAAGCAAUUCUAUGGACUCGGGGCAUUCCUGAUUCUUUCGGUCUCUAUGAUCAUUCAAUUUGUACUGUAGAUGUGGUCUGAGGGGCCUCUCCCAUUGUUGGUCCUAGAUUGUUGGUCUCCAAAGAACCCAGAUUGCAUCCUUUAUCCUGCCAUUGAAGAACAGUUGUGCAUUUGUAGUGGUUGGGACACACUACACAAACUAACAUCAAAGUUGAGCCAAUAGUAUUAUAGACAUCUAUCUACUCAGGACCUUGAUUGCUUUUUAAAGGAAGAAUAUGGCUUCCGCCACCAAUCUCCAGACUCUAAUUGCAUGUUUUAGUCUCAUUGCUGUCUUCUAUGCACUUUUUUACCUUCUGUUUCAAUACUCUGCAAACUAAGUUUACAUGUAGGAUGGGUGAAGUUUACGUCAUGUAGUUUCACCUAAGAGAGAAAGAAAGAAAGCCAUAGUGUUUUUUGACUGAACACAAAAUUAAACAGGAAAUGUGUUGCUGCUGACCACUGCCUCAACAUGUUGUGCCAUGUAGACAGUGUUAUUUAUUACAUAUAUUUAUGAAGCUAUUUAUUACCUAUUAAUUCUAAAAAGCACAAAUUACCAAAGUAUGAAUGUACAAUUAGCUAGAAAAACAAGCUGUGAAAUGGUCCAUUACAAGCCAAUCAUCUCUCCUAUGGACAAUGUUUUGGCACAAAAUGGCAGUACUUCAAUAUGCCUUGGGACCAAUGUCAAAUUGUAUGUGUUUUUAUGUCCCAUCAAAUUAAGGAAUUUAUUUUGCAAGAUUUUAAGAAUAUAUAUUUUAAGUAGUGUCCGUUUUUAAAAUAAUAUCCACUUUGCAUUGGACCAUUUUGUAUUGGUACAAAUAUAGCUACACCUACUGACCCCUAGAUCAGACAAUAAGCUUAGAGACAAGUGACUCAAUGAAGUGGAUAGAUUUCACCAGGUAGAUUUCAGAGAGAUAUACUGUAAAAUAUUGUUUAACACUUGGUAUUAAUAAUACUUAUUACCUGCCCCCAGUCCAUACAACCAAACACUUUUAUAUGAACUAACAACCAUCAUUUUACACACAUUAAGAGGAGCCCUUUUGAACAUGAGCAGCGUUAAACAAGUUCAUUUUCUUGUCCGUUGAUGCCAUGUAUGUGUACUUUCGUAGCAUAGUUGUAAUGUUUUGCAUGCUUUUGAUGAGACUAUCACCCAUGUUCAUGUUCUGCUCAUUUUCUAAUCUGUCAUGUGAUGUGGUGGUGAUGCAUUAAAAAAAAAUGUUUCCAAA